AUUCUACAGGCUUAAUUCUUUUAUUGUUUAAUUUCUGUCCUCUUCUACUGUUGUUAUUGAUUCUAUUACUGUCAUGGUCGACGAUCCUGCGGCUCUGCGGCUUCGAUGGGGUUUAGCGCGGCUGUCACCUUAAGAGGCAAUAAUACUCUCUCUACUCAUCUGUACAACGCGAGCUUCUCGUCUCUUUCACUCUCGCAUCCCGUAGCUUCACGCUCUUUAGUUCCCCUCAAUUCACGUUUUCUGAUUCAUCAAAGACAAUGAUGACCUCUCGAUAUUAAACGCAACCUUGUCGUGUCCACACGACCGACGUUUACCUCCCUGUGCCUUGCGCCGCGGAUCUAGGCCGACAACACCACCGACGUAGACCCUCCAUCGAUUCCUUUUCCUCCGUGACGACGUGGGAAAACGCGACAAUAAUCCCAUCCUCUCCUUGAUUUGUUCAUCGGAUAUCCGUUUCGCGCGUCAUCAUGGCUCAGCAGACCAAGAGUCUGCGGGACCAGGUCUCGCAGCUCGAGGCGGCGCGCAAUCUCGUCCUGGGUGAUGCCGCCUUCUACCCUCAAAUCGUGAACGGCAUUUUACCGAUCAUAGGUGCCACAGCACAACUUGAAUUGCGGAGGUGGGGAGCCGAGUUUCUGGCGGAAACAUUCGCCAGUCCCGCGCUGGCCGCGGCGCAGAAGGAACAGCUCGCUGGACCUGUGGUGCAGACACUGAAGGAGAUAUUGGAGCUGCCAGAGGAGGAUAUAGCGGUUGUUAAAUAUGUGGUACAGGCUGCGGCGAGUCUUUACCCGAUCGUCUUCAGACACAUCAUAAAUCAUCCGGAAGACGCGGCCAUGUGGGAGAAAAUGACGGCUCUCAAACAGAUUAUCCUCCGGAGAUGGGACAGUGCUCCUUACCCAGUCAAGGUGUGCUGUAUCAAAUUCGUCCAGAGGGUGGUUCAUGUCCAGACUGCAGGCCCUAUCUCAGAUCCUAGACGUCCCGAUAAAAACGAGACGUCCCUAGCCAUUGUCCCGAGGAACCAUGCUAUCCUAUCGCUACCAAAUCUCGAAGCAGAAUCAUCUGGUCUGUUAGACAGACUUCUCAUGGUCUUACAAGAGGAUUCAAGUGAUGCGGUUUUAGUCAAUGCGACCUUGAACUGUCUUGCAGUCUUGAUUCGAACUCGACAGUCUAUAGCCGCUAAGAUCAUCGAUUCAGUUCUCACUUUCGAUCCCGUCAAACAUAUAAACGGCUCAAUGUCUCCCACUCUUCGUGUGAACCUCAAAUCGAUGGAACGAACAGCUAGAGCGUUGCUGAUAAAUGUGAUGAAGAGGAACCCGAACCAUCCGCUCGCGCCCAAGAUGCAGCAGUACAUUGAUCGACUAUCCCAGUCCCGGCUCGAUGUCUUCGAUGAAACGUCGCGAAAGCGUGGCCUACCUGCGGAGCCAACGGAUGGACUCGAUAAUACAAAGCGGGCGAAACUCGGCGCAGACACACCUCCUAUUUUCAAGAUUCCCCCUCUUCCACCUGGCCAGAUCAGUUAUGCGCAGCUUUACACGUUAACGGAGGACGUGGGUCUUUCAACCUUCGACGUGAAGCAACUUCCCAUCGAUCUUAUUGUCAAGAUUACGGUCCCUGUUCUAGGUCGGGUCGACCAAGGAGCCUUGACCCAGGCUAUCGAGGCUGUGCGAUCACGGUAUCAAACCUUGAGUAGUAGGCAACAGGCCACGCAGCAACAAGCAGCCGUCGAAGAGGAAGAUGACGAUUAUGAACCUGAAUAUUCUCCCAUGGAUGUCCCUGAUAACGCUAUCGGUGAGACACAGACUACAUCCACUGAAGUUGCGGAAAUGCAGCCAGACCUAGUGUCUCUGGGGCCUUUUGUUUUGCCGCGGCCCCCGCCAUUGACGGAAGAUGAAGCAAAAGAAAUAGGCAAGAGUACGGCUGAAAGAGUGUUUAGCAUGGUAACAUCUAUGGACGCUCCACGAAAGACGGCAAAGGGUUCGAGUCAGCAACAACUUGGCUUUUCGCGUUUGGCUGGUAGCACAUUUGAUCGGGAUGCGUGGGUGACGCUGCUCACCAGACUUGCUACGCGAGCAUCUGGCGGCUUGGAAUCCGAGGAAGACAACAUAAAGACCGAGGAGGGCGUGCCUCCCAAAAAGCCGACGAUAUCCGACUCGAUACGAGAGUUAUUGUAUCGAUAUAUCCUCGAAGAUUUCAGGUCACGGAUAAACGUUGGCAUCACGUGGUUGAACGAAGAAUGGUACAACGACCGUAUCCAGCUGAAGUUUGCUGGCUCACAACGGCUCGAGGACUCAGACGAGGUAUAUGUACCACUGCAUUAUGAUCGCUGGGUUUUGAGAUUGCUCGACGGUAUUCUACCAUAUGUGGAUGCUCGAGAUAAGAUCCUUAUUCGCUUCCUGAGCGAAAUUCCGGAAAUCAACACAGCCAUCAUCGAAAGAGUAAAGAGCCUUGCGAGGGACCCGGAGAGAGUAAAUCUCUGUGUUCAAGCUCUGUUAUAUCUUGUCAUGUUUCGGCCACCUGCUCGGGAAGUAUGCCUCGACGCUCUGGAGGAUAUCUACCGGACCUACGAAGAAUCUCGGCCCGUGGCGGGGAAGUUCCUUAUCAAAUGGCGACCACAUGUGGUUGAGCCGCAACAAGCGCAACCCGUCAAACCGCCCCAGCAAACUGAAGGCCAUACUUCCAGCAAUGGUGAAACCCCAGCAGUUCAGCAACCGCAACAAGAAAUGAACACAGCAGCAGGCUAAAGUGACAAGGGAUGUCUCUCUAAUAAAAUCAACCCUUAAACUUGGCUUGACCCCUAUCAGCAGCAAAUUCCCCACAUAUCAUCGCUCCCUGACAUUGAAACACGAUGGAACAUGGCCGGAAAGAAAACAAGGAUUUCUUUAUGUAUUUUUAUUUUCUUUCUUCUCGCAUCUGUGACUGUAUUCAGAAAACACUGUUCGGGGUGGGGCGGCUGAGGCCGUUCUGUAUAACAAAACAAAACCAAAUAUCUGGGUCCUCGGUGUCUUGCAUACGUUCUAGAGCCGAGUUUGGAUGGGAUAGCAUAUCAUAUCAUAUAAUUUAGCUGCCGGUAGGAAAAGAAGACCUGGCGGUUAUUUCGAAGCUGUCUAAUCUCGGUACAUAAUUCUGGUUUACGUUCCAGUUCUAGUGUUCUAAUCUGAUCGCUCAAAAUGAAGUGAACUUGUCCACUUA
Paecilomyces variotii is the source of this 3186-nucleotide messenger RNA. RefSeq names its product mRNA cleavage and polyadenylation specificity factor complex subunit. Lineage: Eukaryota; Fungi; Ascomycota; Eurotiomycetes; Eurotiales; Thermoascaceae. Gene Ontology annotation, cellular component: mRNA cleavage and polyadenylation specificity factor complex. The coding region runs from base 468 to 2738 and encodes 756 amino acids. The transcript is spliced from 8 exons. The record is from RefSeq and is a predicted model, not a curated record.